GUCUUCAUCACACUGAGUUUUGCUCAGAAAGCUGCCAGAGGACUGUGGCUACUCACUUUUAUCUUAGAUUAUGGAUAAUAUGACUGCAGUUGAACUCUGUUUUCCACAACUUAUCAACACAUCUUGCAGAAAUCUGCUUCAGCAUCCAACUGAGAACACAUUUCUCUAUUUCCUGCUGUCCGUCAUCUCUUUUCUAACUGUAGCUCUCAAUCUCCUGGUCAUCAUCUCCAUCUCCCAUUUCAGGCAGCUUCAUACCCCAGCCAACCUCUUCCUCCUGUCUCUGGCUGUGUCAGACUUCCUCGUUGGACUCCUGCUGAUGCCAAAACAAGUUUUCCUAAAAGGGGGCUGUUGGGGUUUAGGGAGCUUUAUGUGUGGAGUGUUAAUUUAUGUUGCUUAUAUUAUCACCUCUGCCUCAGUAGGAAACAUGGUGCUCAUAUCAGCUGAUCGAUAUGUGGCCAUCUGUGACCCCCUGCAGUAUCAAACUAAAGUCACCACCAGGAGAGUUAAAAUCUCUGUGUGUGUGUGUUGGCUUUGCGCUGUGUUCUAUAAUGGACUGAUACUGAAGGACCACUUGAACAAUCCAGACAGAUAUAACUCAUGUGUUGGAGAGUGCACAGCUGUGAUUGAUUUUCAAACAGGUGUUUUUGAUGUCAUUUUGACCUUCAUUGGCCCCAUCACAGUCAUCAUAGUUCUGUACAUGAGAGUAUUUGUGGUGGCGGUGUCUCAGGCUCGAGCCAUGAGGUCUCAUGUUGCAUCUGUCACUCUGCACGGUUCAGUUCCUGUAACUGCUAAGAAGUCAGAGAGAAAAGCAGCUACAGCUCUCGGUGUUGUUGUGCUGGUGUUUCUAAUUUGUUUCUGUCCUUAUUAUUAUCCCUCCCUGGCAGGAGAAGAUAUGUCAUUCAGUACUCAGUUUUCAGUUUUUGGAAUUUGGCUGUUUUACGUUAACUCUUGUCUGAACCCAAUGAUCUAUGCAUUUUUUUAUCCUUGGUUCAGGAAAUCUCUUAAACACAUUGUUUCACUUCAGAUUUUGCAGCCCUUCUCUUGUGAUGUCAAUGUAUUGUAGAAACAGGUUUGAAUUGAAGAAUAAAUGAGACAACUGACAAAAUAAUACAAUCUCUGCAUUUAUUUUUAUUUCCAAAGUUUCAUUUCACAACACGAAUGAAAUAGAUAACAGAUGAAUCAUUACGUUGGGUGUCUAUUGCUCACAUCAGAACAGGGUUGUCUAAUUGCUUUACAGGGUAGGACAUUCAGUCUUUCUCCUUUAGGGUCUCUACUUGCAUGCUUUCUGUGUACCUGCUCCAAGACACAUGAUUUGAACCAAUUGGUGAUUAACAGGCUUCUGAAAAACUUGAGAACGUGUUGGAGGGGUGAUUCAGUCACUGAAUCAGGUGUGUUGGAGAAGGGAAACUCCUAUAACAUGCAGGGCUGUGGCACAAUUUGAUAGUAUUGGGGUAAAAGGUGAAUAACUUACCAAUAAAAGUGAUUUGAACUUUAAUGAAACUGAAAAUGAGCAGAAAAACGUAGAGAAAAAAGAAAUGAAUAGUUCAGCAAAUAUUGACAUCUCAAAAACUAGACAUCAGAUUUGUAAUAUUUUUACAUUUUGAGAGAGAGACGAGAGGUAGCUGAAGAGCUUGAUGUAUAAUAUGCGUAUGGUAUGUAAAAGGUUGGUCAGAAUGAAAACCAAUACCAAUAUUUUCCAAAUUUACAUUUCAAUGCUGAUAUUGGCCAAUAUUAUUGGUACACCAAUUGCAUUGUUUGUAAAAGUUGUGUCAUUAAAACAAUUUCUAAUAUUUUAGUUUUAUGCAAAAAAUGGUUGGACUGAUAAAAGUGCACAUCUCUACUGUGGAUAUAUUGUUGCCUAUCACCAUCCAUCACUGUAUGAUAGUAUGGGUGAGUCGCUGACUAUAGUGUAAACACUGCCUUGGAAAAUAUUAAUAGCCAUUUUAUAUUAAAUGUGUAAAUCAUAAUACAUUUACACAUUUUGAGGUGUGAUUGUUGGUAGGUCAGAGGUGCAAGGCAGCCUCAGACUUCCCUAGGGCAACCGUGGUUACAAAGUAUUUUCUCCCCACCAGAGUGUAUGAAUAAUGGAUUAAUGGCGUAGCACUUAGGAUGCUUUCAAAGACCCAUAGAAAUCAAAUCUAUUGUCAUUUCCUUAUUUUUAUAGAUGAAGUAGACAAGCUUUAAACAUUGUGUUGGACACUGUCUUCUCUGAUCUUCUCAAAGAAAAAAGGACAGUCUGUCAGAGUCAAUGAUUUUGGAGAAAAUAAGUGCAAGAGGACAAAUUCAUGACAACUCAGAUCAGAUUAUUUAAAACUGAACACUAUCUUGUUUCACAGAGCCUUUACAUUGACACAUCAUUACUUUUCAUUUAAAUUGAAGUACAACAUGUGUGAUUCAGGAUGCAAGGCAAGGCUCAUUAGAAAAUAACUGUUUAAACCCCAUUCACUUGCAUUAAUU
Molecule: messenger RNA, 2457 nt
Organism: Nothobranchius furzeri (turquoise killifish)
Lineage: Eukaryota; Metazoa; Chordata; Actinopteri; Cyprinodontiformes; Nothobranchiidae
Product: trace amine-associated receptor 13c-like
Biological process (GO): G protein-coupled receptor signaling pathway
Cellular component (GO): membrane
Molecular function (GO): trace-amine receptor activity
Source: RefSeq, a predicted model, not a curated record